AUUGCGCGCCGUACGGACCGAGGCAGUUAAGUGGGAGAAGGCCGCCGUUGAGCACCACCGACCAACAAGAGAAGACCGCGACGUUCGGAGCCCCCACUACCACGGCUGGGCACUACUCUUGUCCGCUCGGUCGACAUCGUUCUGGGUUCCGAGUACCCUCCCACUCGCCACCAUGACCCUCGUCCCCGAGACGGUGUCUGCCGCCCCUGGGCGCGCGCUGGCGGUGGCAGCGGGGGCGGCCGUGGCGGUUGGUCUAGGGGUGGCAGCGGCGGCGGCGCGGAGCCUAGCCGGCCCCCGCCCGCCCCCCGAGUCGCAGUGGCGCCGUGUCGGCACCCUCUCCGAGCUCGCCCUCUACCCGCUCAAGUCGGGCAGCCCCAUCUACACCGACACGUUGCUCGCCACCCAGCAGGGCCUCUGCUACGGACAGGGGGGCCUUCGCGACCGGGUGUUCGUCGCCGUUAACCGCAACGGGUGCUUCGUGUCCGGGCGCUCGCACCCGGGUCUCUUGCUGGUCGAGGUGAGGGCCGUCUCCAGGGACGGCAAGUCCCUCGACGACGUGGUGUUUGAGUUUCGGAGCAGCCGGGUGCCGACCCCGCUGACGGUGGACCCGGCGGACCUGGCCGGCUUUCAGAAGAAGACGAUCAGCGUCCAGACCAACAGCGUGUCGGCGGUCGACUGCGGGGACGAGGCCGCCGCCUGGAUCCGGAGGGCGGCCGUCGACGCCGUUGUGCUCGGCGAGGCCACGGCCAACGCGGACCUGCGCCUGGCCUUCUUCCCCUCGCAGCGCACGGACCGAACGCCUCACAAAAUGACGUCCCCGAAGGACAUGGGGAUCUACUCCGAUGUGACGGCCUUUAACCUGCUGUCCAGGUCCUCGCUGGCGGCGCUCAACGCCAAGAUGUCUAGCCCCGCCGCCGUGGCCCGCCAGUUCCGGCCCAACUUCGUGGUGGACGGGGCCGCCGCCUUCGAGGAGGACGGCUGGUCCUGGGUUCGCAUCGGCGACAAGGCCGUGUUCCGCGUGGUGAUGCCGUGCGGCAGAUGCGUUUUUACGACCAUCGACCCAGCGACUGGCAUAAAGUCGGCAAACGUAGAACCGCUGAGGACUCUGAACACGUUCCGCAAGCCAAACGCAGAGCAGAUAAAGAAGAUGGGAGAAAAUGCGCCCAUGAUGGGCCUGAACAUGAGCAACUACUCGAUGGGAGAGGUGUCUGUGGGCGACCCCGUGUACGUCGCAUCGUGAAAGGAAAGGAAGAAUUGUUUUCUUCCAGUCUGUUCUUUAACUGUGGUGGUGAAGGCGAUUGUGGCUCCGCUGCUCAAAAUAGGUGCCCGUCAUAAUUUAUUGUAUCAGAUUGUGUAAAUAAAAAUAUCUGUAAGCUGUA
This is a messenger RNA of Frankliniella occidentalis (western flower thrips), 1379 nucleotides long. Its product is annotated as mitochondrial amidoxime-reducing component 1-like. Bases 173 to 1240 code for a protein of 355 amino acids. Lineage: Eukaryota; Metazoa; Arthropoda; Insecta; Thysanoptera; Thripidae. The record is from RefSeq and is a predicted model, not a curated record. The transcript has 7 exons. Gene Ontology annotation, molecular function: molybdenum ion binding; catalytic activity; pyridoxal phosphate binding.